AUGGGCACGUUAUCGCAGCAUGAUGCUAUCGCUGCUCAAGGUACUGCGACCUUAAGAUAUCAUGAAGAUACCAUUCAGAGAGACGGAAGCACUGCUCUGCAAGACGCUUUUGGUGGCCCUGUUGAGCAAGACGAUGUCUUCGUUCAAUGGCUCGAGAUGUACUCCAAUUGGGACAUCUAUGCGGCGGUGAGACUCCAUGUCUUCAACUCGCAAUUGAAACUCACAUCGAUGUUGAUUUACACCCCCGGCAAACAUCUACUCAAGGAUGAUAUUUCCGCCACCCUUAGGGCCUGGCUCGAAGCCCCCUUGAGCUGUAGCGAAAUCAUGGACGUCUUAUUAGAAACGGAGAAGCAAUCAUCACGGGGCUUGUAUGACUCGGAAUGGCAGAAGGAAGCAUCGUCCAAAGAUAUCGAGCGAUCGAAGGAAUUACUCCGUCCAUAUAUUUCUGCGGCGAUGCUGAAGAACCCGAUGGCCGAUGGCCCAACCGCCUUCGUAUUGGGCGUCAUUGACGAGCUGCGACAAUUCAACUUCCACUCGCGCUUUCGGCGCUAUUCCAUCAAGCACCGCGUGCUUCACGAGCUAAUCGCACAGAAGCGCACGCAGACGCCAACACCGACCAUCCGGGAGGUGCGAGAGCAGAUCGCGCUGUUCGGCCAGUACGCCAUCUUGUCGCACCGCUGGUCCCAGAAUGGCCAGGAACUAUCCUUCGCGGAUGUGCUCGCCGGGUUAUCCGAUCGAGUUGUGCAGGAAAAGGAGGGAUAUAAGAAGUUGAUGGGGUUUUGCACGGCCGUCAAGUCUAUCUACGGGUGCCGCUACGUCUGGAUGGACAGUGUGUGCAUCAGCGAAGACGACCGGAGUGCCUCAAUCCCCCGUAUGUUCAGCUGGUAUCGCUAUGCGUACGUUUGCUUGAUCUACUUCGCCACUUCCCCGAAAGUGGCUGAGGAUCCGUGGUCCACCAGAGGCUGGACCCUCCAGGAAUUUCUCGCAGCACGCAGAUUCAGAAAGUUCCACGCGAACCGCGAAGUAGAGAGAACCGUCGACGAUGUGUACAAGAGGCUGCAAUCCGUCUCGGGGCAUCUGAACUGGCUUGGGUACACACCGGGGGUCGCCGAGGUCUACCCGCUGUUCAAGGCGAUGCGCAACCGGGAGACUACGGUGCCGGAGGACAUGGUGUACGCGCUCCUGGCGGCGCUGGACAGCGACUGUGGCGUGGAGUACGGCGAGGGCUUUGACCGGGCCUUCUACCGCCUGCAGGCCGCAUGCCUCGCCCGGGGCGGCGAGCGGCGGCUCCUCCUGUGGGACCCGAGCGCCAGCACAAGCCCCAGGCCGUCCCCGUACAACUCGAUGCUCGCGGGGGACUUCACGAUGUUCGUCCCCCGGCCCGGCGACGACCAGUUCAGGGCGCCGGUUGAGCUGCCGGACGCGUCCAUAUCCUUUGAUGCGCACGGGGCGAUGCGCGUGAUGGUCACCCUCCACUGGCCGCCGUCUCCCGGUCUGUGGAGAGCUGUUACAUUUCCGCUCAAUUACGUCACGGGCACUGUGUUUGCGCUGCUUCAGACAGACUCCCAUGGGGAAGACGGAUAUGGUGUGUUGUUGCGGCCUGGCCCUCCCCCCAAAACCGAGAGUCUCACGAAUAAUGUGCCGGGCGGAGAAGGCCCUGACAGUGACGGGCAGUUUUGGAGGAAAAAGAGAGUGGUGUACAAGCGGAUUCAGUAUUUUGAAUGCAAGCUCUCCGACAUAAUACCAGCGUAUAGCUCGGCGGAGCCGGAAUGGGUGUACAUCAGGUAG
Pleurotus ostreatus (oyster mushroom) is the source of this 1788-nucleotide messenger RNA. RefSeq lists its product as uncharacterized. The transcript is spliced from 6 exons. The record is from RefSeq and is a predicted model, not a curated record. Lineage: Eukaryota; Fungi; Basidiomycota; Agaricomycetes; Agaricales; Pleurotaceae. The coding region runs from base 1 to 1788 and encodes 595 amino acids.